CGCGUUUGGCACGAACAACACCUGACCAGAGUUCAAUCAGGGCGUUUCGCGCUUAAUUGCCAGCGAUUGAUCUACGCCUUUCUUUUUCCUUUUUCUUUGCACACCCAUCCACACCAGUUGCGGCAUAGAGAGAGUACUCGACAGUAAAUCAGUAACGACAGCAGGAGCAUUUUGAACAAAAUAUAUGAAAAAAAUAGCAUUCAAAUCCUCGUUAGCGUAUCGUAGCAGAAGGCAGCGAAAAGAAAACCAGGCAGAAAACCUACGCGAUAAAGGCAACGGGAGGUUUGUAGUCUGGCUUCUUUACCCGCUGUGGUCUCAUCCUGCACUCAGUGCCGUGUCAAAAGGUUAGUUCGCAGGUACCACCACGUACGAGUGGUCAAACGAGUGCCGUGUUGUAGUAAUUUACAGUGACCGCACCAGACCGUGUUCCGGACAGUGUUACCAGUUGUUGUUACUGCAGCUGCACACAGGUUAAACCAUGUGCUGCUGUUCGAAGCGAUAUUCCAACAACGCCAAAAAGCUAUGGGCCUUUGGCGGUGUGGUGGCCAUCUUUGCGGCGGCCGCCUUUUUCGGCUUCGGUCUGCCCGCCAUCAUCGAUGCCGUCGCGCUGACUGAGUUCCGCGUGAAGGAGGGUGCCCGCGUGUACGAGAACUUUUUCGACGGUGAGGUGCCGAUCUUCUUCGACAUCUAUCUGUUUCACUGGACCAACCCGGAGCAGAUCCGGGACCCGAACGUGCGGCCCAACUUUGUGCAGAUGGGACCGUACGUCUUUUCCGAGCGCCAUGAGCGUGGUAUGGUAUCGUUUAACGACAACGAUACAAUCACCUUCAACCAAAAACGCAUCUGGCACUACAUGCCCGAACUGUCGAAUGGUGAUUACUUCAACGAUCGUGUGACGACGCUGAAUCCAGUGCUGGCGACGGUCGGUAAAACGCUGGAAGGUGACCCUUUGCUGCCCCUGCUCGAUGGUAUCAUAAUGGCGAACGAUCUGGCCGAGUUUCUGUACAAGGAUGUGCCCGUACAUGAGAUGCUGUUCGAUGGACAUCCGGACAUGCUGCUAACGACGUUGCGCGAAUUGCUGGCCGCCCUGCCGCCCGGCACUGUACCCGACAUCAGCUUGCCCCCAUGGGAAGGGUUUGGAUGGUUCGUUGAGCGCAAUGAAAGUCUCACGUACGAUGGGACAUUCCAGAUGGGCACGGGGACGGAUAAUCACAUCAACACGGGCGUAAUGCGCCAGUGGAACAAUGCGCCCCAGGUGCCCAACUAUCGCGGAGUCUGCGGGCAGGUGCGCGGCUCGGCGGGUGAAGUGUGGCCACCGAUGGGACGCAAUCUGGGCGAUAACAUUCGGCCGCUUAAUCUCUUCCUGCCCGAUCUGUGCAGUGCGAUCACGUUGCGCCAUGAGCGCGAGUUUACGGUGCACGGGCUGGAUGGUGAGCUGUGGGUCGGCGAUGCACGAAACUUUGACAACGGACACACCAUACCGGAAACCGAGUGCCAGUGUACAUCGCCCAUCGACCAGUGUCCGUUCUAUCGGCCCGGUGUGCUCGACGUUUCGGAGUGCAAGUUCGGUGCGCCGCUGGUAGUAAGCUAUCCGCACUUCUACCUCGCCCAUCCCAGUUACCGGACGGCUGUGACAGGAAUGGAGCCGGACCGUGCCAAGCACGAGUUCCGCUUCGCAUUGCAUCCAUUCUCCGGCAUCCCAAUGGCCGCCAAUGGUCGCAUUCAGUACAAUAUGCAUCUCAGAGAUAAUGGCAUGGCGCUGUUCCGAGACGUGCCAGACGUUAUCAUUCCCGCAUUUUGGAUAGAGCAGCGCAUGGUACUUACCAAAGAUAUUGCCGAUGAUCUGAAGCUUAUCGAAGACCUUCGAUGGGGAUUCAUCUAUACUGCUUUCGCACUGUGCGGUGUGGCCGCUUUGCUGCUGGGACUGUCGCUCUACGCUGCCUUCUUCGUGUGGAAAGACUAAAACUUAAGCUAUAUAGUGUCGGAACGACAAACCUGACCGAGUGAUUCAUUAUAUAUUUGUUUUAUAUGCUUAUUCCUAUGGUUUUCUUUUUAACAAAUAAACUGAGCUGUGCUCAAGUUUUGGAUAGAUA
This is a messenger RNA of Anopheles merus, 2093 nucleotides long. RefSeq names its product protein croquemort-like. Gene Ontology annotation, molecular function: scavenger receptor activity. Bases 479 to 1963 code for a protein of 494 amino acids. The record is from RefSeq and is a predicted model, not a curated record. The transcript is spliced from 5 exons. NCBI's taxonomy places the organism in Eukaryota, Metazoa, Arthropoda, Insecta, Diptera, Culicidae. Gene Ontology annotation, cellular component: cytoplasm; membrane.